AUAUUCGGAAUUGAUAUGGCGCACCAGUCGCAGCCAAUCCAUCCAGUCGUCAGCAUGAGAGGCUUACCCCGAAUUUUAAUACUCCUUGUGUCGGCAAAGAUAUGCUUUGCAGCGCCUGCAACACGUGUGGAAACCGAUCCCGAGCUAACUGCGGGCUAUACAGAAGGUGACAUGAUUCUGGGGAACCAGGAGAGGAAUGGUCUGAUCAAUGAAACUUAUCGCUGGCCCAAUCGAGUUGUCUAUUACUUCAUCAAUAGCUACAUUGAUCAGGAACAUCGCAAUCACAUUAUUCGUGGCAUACGCAUCCUCGAGGCGAACUCCUGCCUCAUCUUUAAGGAAGCCACAAGCGAUCAGGCGUACUAUGUGAAUGUCACCUCGGAAGCCGGCGGCUGCUACUCAUAUGUGGGCCACAGAAACGCUGUCCAACAGCUUAAUCUGCAGACCUAUCCACUGGACGAGGGCUGCUUCCGGCUGGGCACGAUUGUGCAUGAGUUCCUGCACGCCUUGGGGUUCUACCAUCAGCAGAGCACCUGGAACCGCGAUGACUACGUUCGGAUUGCCGAGGAGAAUAUCACGGAGGGCAUGGAGCACAACUUCAACAAGUACGACAAUGAGACGGUGGACAAUUACGGCGAGGACUACGACUAUGGCAGCGUAAUGCACUACACGCCCUAUGCAUUCUCCAAGAAUGGAGAAAUGACCAUUGUGCCUUUGGUGGAGGGCGCGGAGGAGAUAAUGGGGCAGCGACUGCAAAUGAGUGAAGCGGACAUCAAUAAGUUAAAUACUAUGUACAAGUGUCCUAGGAAUGUUUGAAAUAUAUCCCAAUAACAUACGCUGAA
Molecule: messenger RNA, 839 nt
Organism: Drosophila montana
Lineage: Eukaryota; Metazoa; Arthropoda; Insecta; Diptera; Drosophilidae
Product: seminal metalloprotease 1-like
Exons: 2
Coding region: 16-813 (265 amino acids)
Biological process (GO): proteolysis
Molecular function (GO): metalloendopeptidase activity; zinc ion binding
Source: RefSeq, a predicted model, not a curated record